Trichoderma atroviride IMI 206040 is the source of this 303-nucleotide messenger RNA. RefSeq lists its product as uncharacterized. The record is from RefSeq and is a predicted model, not a curated record. Lineage: Eukaryota; Fungi; Ascomycota; Sordariomycetes; Hypocreales; Hypocreaceae.
AUGCCAGUAUAUCAUAUUGUCCUAUUCAAGCUCAAGCCUAAUAUUAGCAAGGCUCAGCUCGCAGAGUGGUCUGAACUGGGUGCCGUUAUGGUUGGAAAAAUACCUGGCCUGUUGAAAUGGGAUGCCAAUCCUCCUUUACCAGCUACUGCCCAUCGCGCCCAAGGAUAUGAUAUGGGCCUCAUCGCAGUUCUGGAAAAGCCAGAAGAUGUUGUGACUUACGGCAAGCAUCCGGUGCAUCAACGCGUUCACGAGAUUCGCGAAGCAUUGUGUAGUCAGACGUUGGCCUAUGACUUUGAGUUUUAA